AUAAUGCGCUCUAUGAAAAUAUGAAGGGGCGUGGCUUGCAAGACUAAAGCGUGCAUUGUUUAUUGAUUGAUGGAUUACAAGCUUCUACAAGGCCAAGGCUAGGCUAGAGAGAAAGGUUGAAUCAUUCACAGGGCUGAGAUGGCCUCCACCACACAAGAGUAUUACCAGCAGUACUAUGCUCAAUACUACCAGCAGCAGCAACAGGCGCAGGCAGGUGGGGGAACCUAUCCUGCUGGCUACGCACAGAGCUACAGUCAAGCGUACACACCUCCUACACAGCCCCCACUUCCCACAGAGGACGCAAAGGCUCCUCCUCCUGAACCAGGAACUGACCCUCCUACAGACACUGGUGUACCUAUUGCCACGCAAGCACUAACUAGCAGUUAUUGGACAACACAGUAUCCACAGACAAGUCAGGCUUGGUCCCAAACUAGUCAACCUUACACCACAUGGUCGCAAACGAAUCAACCUAACACAACGUGGUCACAAACGAGUCAACCUAACGCACAGUGGUCGCAGACGAGUCAACCUAAUGCACAGUGGUCGCAAACAAAUCAACCUAAUGCACAAUGGUCGCAAACGAGUCAACCGAACGCACAAUGGUCGCAAACAAGUCAACCGAAUGCACAAUGGACUGGAUGGAAUCAACCUAACUACCAAUGGGGUUGGGGUGGUUGGCAACCUCCGUCUCCGUGGGUACCAGGCCAGACAGUGUGGGCGGGAACAGCACCCCCUCCUGAUACAGUGGUACAGCCUGAAGGUCGUGCUAAGAGUCCUGGCACUCCACCAUUGAGGGAGGGGGAUGUCCCCGCCAUUGAGACAACGGGGGAGCCCCUGUCUAAUCACUCGGUAACCAGGGAAAACCCCUCUCAGAGCCAAAGAGUUUAUGCUGAGUCAGCAAGUCUACUGGGAAGCAAACACAGUCGACCUGAGGGCAAUGAGGACAAUCUGAUAAGUGAGAAAAAGUCUCGUCGUGAGGGUAGUGUUCCCCCACAGCAGGAGGAGUCAAGUGGAGGAGUUGACAAGUGGCCACCCAAGCUGAAGGAGUAUGUUGCCCGAGCCUUCAGUGCGUGUACUAAGGAGGGGGAGAGGGAAUAUGUUCAUCGUGUGUUGGAUGAUGAGCUCAACAAAAUGUUCGCUGAUAAGACUCAGUGGAGCAUUGACUGGGACACCUACCCGCUACCAACAGAUCGUGUCCGUAAGGCCAAGACCUCUUCUCGUUGGGACACACCCUCCCCAACCCCUGACCUGACCCCUGAACCCAGUACAAGUGGACGAGGGAUACAUGCAAGGGUAGGUUUGGUAGGCAGCUCACCUGCCAGCAGGGGACGUGGUGAUGACGGAGCUGUGGGUAGGGGGAAAGUGGGCGUGGCAGAAGGGAGCCCUGUAGGGAGAGGAAGAGGGAAGAAGAAGAGAAACAAGAAGGGCAAGAGAUGGGGUACCCCGAGUGAGGAUCCUCCCAGUGCACAGGAUAGACAGCGGUUCAGUGAGCGUGCUCAGAGGUUUGGGAGACAGGGAGCAGCAGAGGGGAACAAGAAUAUCAAGAAGAAGAUAUCGAUUGAUGAGCUGCUCAAGAGGACCUUAACUUCUGGGGGAGAUGAUAAUUUAAUCUAUUGGCAGGAUACUAGCCUCGAGGGAACUUGUCAGAGCCUAGAGAAGCGAUACCUUCGAUUGACCUCAGCUCCAGAGCCGAGUGCAGUUCGCCCUCUCGCUGUAUUGAAGCGCUCUCUAGAUCAUGUGUGUCGCAAGUGGGAGACCAAGAAGGACUAUCAUUAUGCUUGUGAGCAGCUCAAAUCAAUCAGACAGGACUUGACUAUACAAGCUAUCCGCAAUAACUUCACUGUGUUGGUGUAUGAGACCCACGGUAGAGUAGCCCUUCAGAAUGGUGACCACCAAGAGUUCAACCAGUGUCAGACACAGCUUAAGAACCUUUACUCUGAGGGGCUGACUGGACACCAAGCAGAGUUCCUCGCCUAUAGAAUACUCUACUACAUACUCACGGACAGUUCAGCAGACAUGUCGUCAGCAAUGCUAGAGUUGACCCCUGACCUUCGGUCGGACCCAUGUGUUGAGCAUGCUUUGGGGGUGUGGAAUGCAUGGUCGCUAGGCAACUACACUAGGCUUUUUCGUUUGUACGCGUGUGGUCCCAGUUUGUCACAAGAGUUGAUGCGAUUGUUUGUCGAGCGUGAGAGAAAAAGUGCUCUUCGGGUGAUCAUUAGAGCUCCGUGGAGAUUGGACCCUCAAGCUUGUCUGAUGUCAACAAGAAUAUCAACCUCUCAAGAUGGACGCGCUCUUACACUGUUGUAUCCCUGCCUGGCCACACAAAGUUGUCUGGAUAUAUUCAAGCAGUCAGCCUAUUAUAAAGACGAGCUAAGUUAACACAAGUGCUCCCACAAGUUGUUCCUUUGUCCAAGUGCACACAAUUUGCCCUCCCUCAUACACAGCCAAUCAUGUAGUGUGGCCUGCCCAACUAUCCCUCACUCAUUCUGAUGUCAUGAACAAUCUAUCGAACUCCUACGCUCUCUCUCUCUGACGACCAACUCUCCUGCCUCUCUAUGUUUAUACACAUGCAAUAUUUUGUGUCAUGAGCUUCUUUUCAUUUGCUCCUGGUUGUGUGCAUGCUGACCUGUACAUGUAUAUGAGUGUGUGUGUUCCUAUUGACCUCUGGUUUGACCUCUGUAGGUACCGCCCCUCUGUGAGCGUAGAGAGAAUAACCUCUGAGCUUAAGUUUGGAUCACGUGACGAGUGUGUACAGUUCCUGAUUGAUGCCAAUGCUGUA
Halichondria panicea is the source of this 2779-nucleotide messenger RNA. RefSeq names its product leukocyte receptor cluster member 8 homolog. The record is from RefSeq and is a predicted model, not a curated record. The transcript is spliced from 11 exons. Bases 139 to 2379 code for a protein of 746 amino acids. Gene Ontology annotation, cellular component: nucleus. Lineage: Eukaryota; Metazoa; Porifera; Demospongiae; Suberitida; Halichondriidae.